AUGCAGUGUGAAUGUGGAUUCCCACUGACGGGCAGUACAAAAUUUUGCCCAGAAUGUGGAACAAAGGUGGGAGUCCAAGGGACGGAAAACAAACAGACCGUUCCUUGUCCUAAUACCAUUCAGAAUAGGAGGCGAGUGUCAAGUAUUUGUGGAACACCAGUUGAGAACUCACAGAAGUUCUGCGUAGAAUGUGGCUGGAAAGUCAAUCCUAAAGUUUUCUUGCCAGGGGCUUUUAUGUGCCAGGGAAUCGAACAAAACAGAGAACGGUUACCAUGUGGUAACAUAGUAACUCCAGAUGUCAAGUUUUGCUCAGAAUGUGGAAAUCCUCCAGGCUUUGGAGCCUCUGCUUCAACAAUCCCUCCAGUAGUAGAGAAGGAGGUGGUGGCAGGAGUAGAAGAGGAUUUAACCCAGGGACAUGAAAGACAACAGUCAAGUAACGAUCAACCAGAACCAACAGACCAGGACAUGGACUUUGAAUUUGUGGAUUUAACUCAAAGUAAUGGAGGAUUAAGAAGAACAGAUAGUUAUGAAAAAGCUACCAAUUUGGAGAACAGUUCAGAUUUCUGCAAUGGUUUUCCAAAAUUUAGUGAAGACUCAAAGUCUUCUUCUCAGAAAUCUGUUACUCAGGAAGCAGAGUCUUCACCCCAGGAUAAAAUCUCAAAGUCGGAAGGAGGGGGAGGUGAGAGUGAGGGCAUGCUUGAUUCUAUGGAGAUUGUGGAAAAACCACCUGGUGGAUGGGAGAUGAAUCCACCUGCUGAAAAUUUCCAGGAAGAUCAUGGAAAGGGAGUUGGUGGUGGAAAGGAAAAUGUUGGAGAUGGAAAAGUGGAAAAACCCAAUGAAAAAGGAGAUAAGAAAAUGGACCAAACAGAGGGAAAUAUAGAAGGCAAGACAGGUGACAGACAAAAAGAUCAAGUCAUGGAAAUGCAACAAGAAAAUGAACAAGAAGUAAAAGAUAGUGGAUCUCUUUCUACAGAGAACUCAGUGUGUGAGCCUAGCUGGAAAAAGAGUGAGGAAAAUAAAGAAACUGAUGAGCAAAAUGUGAUUGAACGUUUUCAGUUAUUGGAGAUGAGAAAACGAAAAUCUCCAGAAAGAGAAUUCCCAGAUGAUAGCAAGAGAUUACACUUGUCAGUGGAAGGUGCCAGAGAUGAUAAGAAUGGGAAUAAAGCUGAUGGUUCACAACCAAAUGAAGAAGAGAGUGUUGAGGAGGGGAAUGAUGAAAAUGGAGAGGAUGAAGAGGAUGAUGAUGAUGAUGAAGAUGAUGAUGGAAAUGAUGAAGAAGAACAUUCUGAGAGUAUAGGAAAAAGCGGAACAAGCAAAAAGAAAAAACAUCAAGGACGAAAGAAGAAGAAAAAGGAAAGAUAG
Molecule: messenger RNA, 1362 nt
Organism: Saccostrea echinata
Lineage: Eukaryota; Metazoa; Mollusca; Bivalvia; Ostreida; Ostreidae
Product: myb-like protein X
Exons: 3
Coding region: 1-1362 (453 amino acids)
Source: RefSeq, a predicted model, not a curated record